Molecule: messenger RNA, 1434 nt
Organism: Cynara cardunculus var. scolymus (artichoke)
Lineage: Eukaryota; Viridiplantae; Streptophyta; Magnoliopsida; Asterales; Asteraceae
Product: THO complex subunit 4D-like
Exons: 7
Coding region: 296-1156 (286 amino acids)
Biological process (GO): mRNA export from nucleus
Cellular component (GO): nucleus
Molecular function (GO): mRNA binding
Source: RefSeq, a predicted model, not a curated record
AAAUCUUCGAUUCCACUUUCCACCCAAACCCUACUUCAAUUCAAUCCCAUUUAUUCAAUCCCCAAAUGGAUUUCUUCAAGCUGUAGUCAGUAUCAGUAGCCAUAAAAUACAGGUGCAUCUCUUGCUCCUCACCAUACAAUCGCUCUCCCGCCUGCAUACAUUCUCCGACAUCGGUUCUCUGCGACGUGACCUAACGGAAAUCACAGAUUUGGUGCUCAUUGAUCGUAACGCCAUAGAUUUGCGACCAUCUUCAGGAUAUUAAUUUCCGAAAGUAAGGCUGCACAUUAUUCUUCCAAUGGCCGCUUUGGAUAUGACACUUGAUGAUAUGAUUAAAAGCAGGCGUAAUACUGAUAGAGGCAGAGGCAGAGGCCGAGGUAGGGCUCGUGGUGGCCGAGGUCAAGGAAGGUCAUUUGGUGGUGGAAGACCCAUAGGGCCACCUCGCAGAGGUCCCCUCGCGUUGAAUGCUCGGCCAUCAGCUUAUACUAUUGCCAAGUCUUUCCGCAGACCAAAGAAUUCAGCUUGGCAGCGCGAUUUGUUUGAAGAGAGUUUAAAAGCAGCUGGUCUGCCAGGAUUUGAUAAUGGUGCAAAAUUACAUGUUUCCAACUUGGACAUUGGAGUGACGAAUGAAGACAUCAGGGAACUUUUUUCUGAGAUUGGAGAGCUGAAAAGAUAUGCAAUUCAUUACGACAAAAAUGGCCGUCCAAGUGGUUCAGCUGAAGUCCUGUUUGCUCGAAGAAGUGAUGCAUUUCAAGCACUUAAGCGGUAUAACAAUGUACAAUUGGACGGGAGGCCUAUGAAGAUUGAAAUUGAAGGCUCCAACCCUGAGAUUCCUCUUUCUGCUCGUGUGAAUGUGGUUGGAGGUCUAAAUGGGCAGAGGACCGUUGUGAUGACGUCUGGAGUUGGUCGGGGAAGAGGAGCCCCUGCUGCUACUGCAACCAAUCGUGCAUUCGUUCAGAGAAACCGUGGAGGUAUACGGAAUGCCCGUGGUGGUAUGACCAACAUGCGAGGAGGCAUUGGCCGUGGUCGUGGUGGGCGUGGCCGUGGGCGGGGACAAAGUGGUGGGCGUGGGCGCGGUCGAGGGCGGAAGCAAGCGGUAGACAAGUCUGCUGAUGAACUUGACAAGGAACUGGAGAGCUACCAUGCCAUGCAGACUUAGAUGCUCAUGUUCUAGAGAAUUGGAAUCAAUAUUAGUUGUACAAAAAGCUUGUCAGGGGUGAACUACUUCUGUAUUUGGUUUGAUUUGAUUGCAUGCUUCAAAUGAUGGAAUGUUUUUAGUAUGUUUUUCUUUAAACCAAUUUUUUUGCCUCUAAUGGGUCCACUUUUAUAUGCUUGUAUUCUUUUAAGGCCCUGGAUCUAUGGCGUCAUGUAGAUUAUUAGCUUCGGUUUUAGAGUCGAGAUGUAAGAUUUGUUGAAGGUAAUUGCUGUUUUUGGUGC